GUUCUUUACAUUUUAAAUUUCGAAUGUCUUAUUUACAAACAAAAACCCGCGAAAAUCCUAUAAAUUUUCUAAAGAACUUAAAAAAAUUAAAUUAUGGAUGCACCGUGCAAGAACUGUGGUUUUAACAACUACGAACUGGUAGAUGGACAUUACUACUGUACAGAAUGUCACGAAUUAGUUGAAAAUAUAGUAGAGAAAGAGAUUGACGAGUUUGCUAAUGAAAAUAUUGUUUAUGAUAUUAGAGUCGGUGUUAAGCAAAAAGACACAAAGAAAGAGGAGCAAAAAAGACGAGCAGAAACUGAAUCAAAAUGCACGAGUUUUGAGGAAUAUAAUUACAUUCUACGAGGCUUAGUCGAUGAAAUUCUGAUGAUUGAGAAUGUGCCUAACUUUAAGAAGACAGUUCUGCAAUUAUGGAUCACUUUUUUAAAAUACACUGAAGUUGCCUUCUUUGAUCAAGACAAUUUAGCUCAUUUACCGAAAUUUCAUUCCUUUUAUCGUCAUCAAGAUGCUUUGAUUCUGUACAAUAAAAGACCAUUAAAACGCAAGCGAAAGUACAAGCCAAAGCCAAAAGCUGAAAUCAAAAUUGAGGAUGAUACAGCAGAAGGACGUAAAAUUAAGAGACGAAGUUCCAGAAAAAGUUUAAAAAAGAUCCAGAAAAUGAAUCAGGAUUCAGAGAGCAAUGUAAGCAGCAACACAUCGACAUUAACAAACUUGACAAUUGAGGAUAUUGAGGCAACAAUGCUCGGACAGGAACUGAACAUUGAAUUCUCAAAUGUAGCAAAACAGGCUAAACAACGAUAUCAGGAUUAUAUGACAUCCAGGAACAGAGAAGUAGAAAGAAAUGAGGAUGGUGAGGUUGUUGCGAAAAAGACUGGAUAUCAUGCCUGUAAGGAUUAUGUCCUGAUUCUUAGUGGAAAGGUACUGCUUUAUAUAAUUUAUUGUGCACUUAAUAUUUGCGGAAGUGACAUACAGUUGACUGAUUUGUUGAGAUUUGCAAGAGAAGGAAUUUUAUCUUAUUACAACUUUAACAAGUUACUUCCAGAAAAACUAGAAGACGUGAAGCUAAGUCUGACAAAAUAUCAUAGUCUAUGCUAUAUCAGCCAUAAAUCGUUCCUUUUUGACAUGCAAAAUUUUCUUUCUCACUUUCCUGAUGUUAAAAAAUCCUUAAAAGCUCCAAAACUGAUUGUUCUUGCCAAGAGAUAUAUUGAAGAUUUAUGCUUACCAUCUGUGUUGUUUAAUUAUGUUGAAAAAUUAAUGGAACUGUUGCCAUCAAAAAUGAGCCAAAAUUGUUAUAUUCCUAAUUAUGAAGUACGUGCAAUGGCUUACAUCCUGUUUAUCCUCAAGCUUAUUUUUGGAUUAGAUGGAUUUCGUGAAAAGGAAAUUUCCAAUUCCUCUAAAAAAAUUAAUUCUACAUUUGAGAAAAUUGGUUUACCUAAUAAAUUAUUUAACUUUGAAGCUUGGCGAGAAUUUAUUGAGUACCGAGAAAUAAUCUUAACUAAAUACUAUUAUCCAUCAAUUUUCAAUUAUGAUUACAAGCUGGAUCAAACGUAUGAAAAUUAUGCUUCGAUGUUGAAUAAGGUUCAGCCGAUUACUUUUAAUGUCUACAAUACGAAUGAGAAGCUUACUAGGCUCCAUAAGACUUCUAUCCACAAGAAAGCAGUGACUAAAGAACUCGUACAAAAGCUGCUCAAUCUACAUGAUGAACCGCCAUCAGCAAAUUUGAAUUUUGAAUGUUCUUUUACUCCACUUAAGGAUGCAUUUAAAGUUAUUUUAGAAAGUCCAUUAGAAGCAACAAUCAAUACACAUUUAGUGACUGACUUUACUGAUGACAUGCUGGAAUAUUAUUUUGAUCCAGAGAAACUUGAGAACCUUUUUGUAGAACACGAAAUUGGAUUAGUAACCAGACAAGCUACAUUCCCAAAAAAUUUCAGUAUAGAUAAGCCACUAUUAAUGCCAUUAAAUCCAAACGGAAUGAAUCGUUAUAUAAAGUUGUCUCAUGAAACUAUAGCUGAAAAGAAAUGGAUCAAAAACCUGAUAAAGCAGGAAAAAGAGAACCGUAGUAUCAAGGAAGACAAGAAAGUUCCUUAUCAUAUCAAAGCUAUGUCACAAUUGAUCAAGAAACGCUUCAAUGUAAGGCAGUCAACGCAGAAGAAAAGUCUCAGUCCAAAAAGUGAUCUCGAAUAUGACGAAAUUGCAGACACUAAAGAGAUUUUUUACAACAGCGACGAAUUAACUUUUGUACAUCCAGACUUCAAUCUAUGGCAUAGAAAAAUGAAAAUGAAACCACUUACAACUACAAAAUUUAAGGAAGCUGUUGAAAAAUUACCAAAAACUAUGGUAUGGCUGCUAAGUGCUGCAUCAAAAGUAAUUCAUCAAACUCCAGAGCUCCUUUAUUUUCAUUUGAUAACUCUUGAGAAUGAAUUUACGGAUUAUUAUGAGCCAAUGGAGUUGAAUAACAAUGAAUUAAAAGUUAAAUGUACUGACAAAAAAUAUAUAGCACAGAGCUUGCAUUCUUACUGUAUUUGUUGUUUUAUUGGGAAAAUACAAAAAAUAAGAAAUGCAAUUGAUUGAAUUCAGCCCAAUUACAAUUUUUUUAGUGUCCUUAAUUUCUUUUUGUUUUUGUUGUUUUCUUGAUCUAGCUAAACACUAUAACAAUUCAAUUUUAUUUUUUUCCUAUAAUAACUUCAUGCACACACCAUAAGUUCUUUUUAAAUUUUAUUACUCUAAAUAUUGUGCAGGCUGUUUUUACGAAUUUAAGAGAUUUUAUAAGUUUAGAAAUAAAUAAAUUACAAAAUAAUUAAAGAGUUCUGGAAUUGGUUGGAAUUAAACAGAAUCAUUUUAAAAAUGACCAUUUUUCAAAUAUGAAAUAAAAAAAAAUUAUAAUGAAAUGGAACCAAGGAAUGAGCAGAGGGGGGCACUAAUUUUUUUUUUGGUCAUUACUUAAACAUCUCAUCUUAUUAUUAUCAUCAUUAAAAUAAUACACAAAUCACAUGUGAUGAAAUUACACCAAAAAUUAACUCGUUUUAAUUAAUUUACAGUUCUGUGUGCUCUUCUUUAUCAUCCUCUGUCUCUGUUGGCUCAACUAUAGCUUCUUCGGUCUGUUCCUGCUUUUCUCCAUCCUUUUGAUCCAAUGGAACUGACUCAUCAAUUGUCUGAGCUGAUUCUUCAUCCUUAAUUUCAUUUUCUUCUACUUUUGGCUCGUCUUGUGGCACUUCCUGUUUCGUCUCAUCUUGUUCAGUCGCAUUACUGCUUGUUGUCUCAUUCUUGACUUUCUUUUCUUUUGGUUUCUCUUUUGGACGCCAUCUCUUGAUCUUAUUGACGAGAUAUUUCACUUCACGAUCCAAAUAUGCCAUUUUAUCAGUUAAUUGCUUGACUGUAAGUCUGACUGGUUCAUUUUUGGGCAUCUUAUUUUGAGCUGAAACUUCCUUAUCACGCCAAUCAAUUACUUCUUUAAUUCCUUUAGCUAAAUCCUCGAUUUCCUUCUCAUUAAAGACAUCCUUCUUUUCUGGAUCUUGUGUAAUGUUCUUUGCUGAUGCCAAAAAUUGUUGUGCACCUUCAAUCAUGCCUUUUAAUGCCUUCAAUGCUUCUGGACGUUCUCUAUGCUCCCAAUGUCUAGCAUAAAUUUCAUUUGUCUUCUUUGUGAAUGAUUCAAGUUUCUCUUCAAAUACUUCAACCUUUGCAUCAAUUCCAUCUUCAUAAAUCCAUUCACUAAUCUCACUGCACAUUGCUUUAAUCUCUUCCAAUUCCUUUUGUGUUGCACAUGAAUAGUAUUCUUUUUCUUCAAAUCUAUGUUGUGCCUCAAUUACGUGAGUUUCUAAUGAAUUUACAGCAUUUUCGCGUCUCAACUUUUCUUGUUCAAGUUUAUAGAUUUCAUCCAUUCUUUUCGAUGAUUCCUCAAAUUGCUCAUCAGUCAAUGUCUUCAUGACUAAUUCUUCUGUCUUGGCACUAAUUUGUUCCUUGAUAAUAACCACUUUUGGCUUAUCGGUUGUAGUUUCAUUCUUUGGUGCUGAUUCGUUUGUAGUUUCAUUUACUGGAGGUGCUUCUGUUGCUUCAUUUGACUCUUGUGGCUUUUCUGAUGCCUCUUCUGGUUCUGUUUCAUUCUUUGGAGCAUCAGCUUUUCCUUCUUCCUUAUCACCGCCGAAGAGUUUACUGAUUGUUGACCCCAAUUUACUUAAUGUACCUAG
Chironomus riparius is the source of this 4184-nucleotide messenger RNA. NCBI's taxonomy places the organism in Eukaryota, Metazoa, Arthropoda, Insecta, Diptera, Chironomidae. The record is from the annotation of a GenBank genome assembly.